Molecule: messenger RNA, 2213 nt
Organism: Impatiens glandulifera
Lineage: Eukaryota; Viridiplantae; Streptophyta; Magnoliopsida; Ericales; Balsaminaceae
Product: CDPK-related kinase 5-like
Exons: 11
Coding region: 165-1955 (596 amino acids)
Biological process (GO): intracellular signal transduction; protein autophosphorylation; peptidyl-serine phosphorylation
Cellular component (GO): cytoplasm; nucleus
Molecular function (GO): calcium/calmodulin-dependent protein kinase activity; calcium-dependent protein serine/threonine kinase activity; calmodulin binding
Source: RefSeq, a predicted model, not a curated record
UUUAUCAUCUUCUUCACUCUCCUCUCUCUCUCUCUCUAGUCUCUCUCUUCCUAGAUCUCUACUGAUAGUAGAUGAAUUUUGAUAAAUCUUGUAACCCUAGAAAGAUAUAGGAAUUUCUCAUCAAUUUUGUAGACGGAUUUAGAAACAAUUGAAGGAGACCUUUCAUGGGUAUCUGUACUUCCAGGCCAGCCACAGAGACUAGUAUCUCCGACAAUGGCGUUGCUCCGGAGAAGAAUGUCUUAGGCGAGAUUAUACCUGUUGAAAACCGACAACAUGAGCUAAAAAAGCGGGAGGAUGUGAAGAAAUCGCCAUUCUUUCCGUUCUACAGUCCAAGUCCUGCACACUACCUGUUCUCUAAGAAGUCUCCGGCGAGAUCUCCUGCAAAUGCAAGUUCGAAUUCUACUCCAAAGCGGUUAUUUAAGCGGCCAUUCCCUCCUCCAUCACCGGCUAAGCACAUCCGUGCACUUUUGGCCCGACGACAUGGAUCCGUGAAGCCAAACGAGGCAGCUAUACCGGAAGGUAAUGAGGUGGAGGGCAGUGUAGCAGCACUUGAUAAGAGCUUUGGAUUUUCUAAGCAUUUUGAGAACAAGUAUGAGCUUGGGUCUGAGGUAGGAAGGGGACACUUUGGACAUACAUGUAGGGCUAAGUUUAAGAAGGGUGAACUUAAAGGGCAAGAUGUUGCAGUCAAGAUCAUUCCAAAAGCAAAGAUGACAACUUCCAUAGCUAUUGAGGACGUAAGAAGGGAGGUGAAAAUCUUAAGAGCUUUGACAGGGCAUAACAAUCUAGUCCAAUUUUAUGAUGCAUAUGAAGAUAAUGAGAAUAUUUACAUAGUGAUGGAGCUAUGUGAAGGUGGGGAGCUCCUGGAUAGGAUCCUGUCAAGGGGUGGAAAAUACUCAGAAAAUGAUGCAAGAGCUGUCUUGAUUCAAGUAUUGAAUGUGGUUUCCUUUUGCCAUCUCCAGGGUGUGGUGCACCGGGAUCUUAAGCCUGAGAAUUUCCUGUUUGUUACUAAGGAAGAAAAUGCGCAACUCAAAGCUAUAGAUUUUGGAUUGUCUGAUUUUGUGAAGCCGGAUGAAAGGCUGAAUGACAUUGUUGGGAGUGCUUAUUAUGUAGCCCCUGAAGUCCUCCAUAGAUCAUAUAAUACAGAAGCAGAUGUUUGGAGUAUAGGGGUAAUAGUGUACAUUCUACUGUGUGGUAGCCGUCCAUUUUGGGCAAGAACGGAAUCUGGAAUAUUUCGUGCUGUUCUGAAAGCGGAUCCAUGUUUUGAUGAACUACCAUGGCCUUCUUUAUCUGCCGAGGCAAAGGACUUUGUUAAAAGAUUGUUGAACAAAGAUCCACGUAAAAGAAUAACUGCUGCUCAAGCUUUAUGUCAUCCAUGGAUUAGAUCUGACAACAUAAAAGUACCCCUUGAUAUUCUGAUUUUUAAGCUCAUGAAGGCAUACAUGCGUUCAUCUUCGCUUCGUAAAGCUGCCUUACGGGCUUUAGCAAAGACAUUAACAGUGGAUGAGCUAUUUUAUUUGAGAGAACAAUUUGCACUUUUGGAACCAAACAAAAGCCGAACCAUAAGUUUGGAUAGCAUUAAAGCGGCUUUGACAAAAUAUGCUACUGAUGCUAUGAAGGAUUCUCGAGUCCAUGAAUUUCUAGCAUCUCUUAAUGCAUUACAAUACCGACGGAUGGAUUUUGAAGAGUUCUGUGCCGCUGCAUUAAGCGUGCAUCAGCUUGAGGCUCUUGAUAGAUGGGAGCAACAUGCUCGUUGCGCUUAUGAGCUUUUCGAGAAGGAUGGUAACCGGGCCCUUAUCAUUGAAGAACUCGCUUCAGAAUUAGGUGUUAGCCCGUCGGUUCCUAUACACGCGGUCCUUCAAGAUUGGAUAAGGCAUAGCGACGGAAAGCUAAGUUUCAUGGGUUUUGUCAAAUUGUUGCAUGGAGUGUCUAGCCGGUCUAUUGCCAAAGCACAAUAACAUUUCAAUUAUGGAAUCAUGGCCUAAUAUAAUAAUCAUCAUCAGACGAUUUUUCAUUGUCGCCUUCCACUCAUUCUCAUUCGAUCCUAGUUGUCUCACUGUAAAUUCAUAGCUGGCCUUGUUCAAUGUCUUAGAGGUCGAGGUCCAUAUUCUAAUGUUAAAAGAAAUAUUUGAUUUUCAAAGAGUUGGAUUCCCUCCUUGUCUGUCUUAGCAUUGUUAAUGUUGUUGUGGAAUUAAUAUAUUUGGUUUUUGGUGUCU